Molecule: messenger RNA, 3183 nt
Organism: Cryptomeria japonica (Japanese cedar)
Lineage: Eukaryota; Viridiplantae; Streptophyta; Pinopsida; Cupressales; Cupressaceae
Exons: 1
Coding region: 698-2866 (722 amino acids)
Source: RefSeq, a predicted model, not a curated record
CGUUAACAGGUGAGCAUGAUGGCACUGAUUAGACGCGCAAUAGAGAGCAGUUCUCCAUCUGACGGUCAGAUAGCAGAGAUACCUGCAGAAUUUUAAGGCCGGGAGUGGCAUAUUGGUUGGUAGUUCGGUUUUUUUGUCGUUAUCAUUGGCUACGAAUUGGGUGUUGAAAUGGCAAAUAAAUUUUUAACUGGGUUUUUCCCCUUCCAUGCCGGAAACAGAUCGUUUUCUGUAUGUGGGUGUUGUGUUUCAUGGGAUUAAGCUUGAGUUUUAGGCCAUACACUUGCUUUUUCACCACUUUGAACAAGUUUCAGAUUGAGUGGUUGCAAAAAGAUGUAAUGGUGAGGUGGGAAGAAUUUGCAGAGACUUAAGUUUAUUGGAUUUGGAAUAGAUAAUGAGCUUACAGAUUUGGGUUUUUCCUUUUAUCUUUUCGAUUUUGUCUUUUUAUUUUUAACUUUGUCUGAGGUGGAUAUAGUAAAGUUCAAAGCUUGAUAUGAUGUUUAAGGUGGAUUUGAAAGUGGGUGUGUUGUAAGUGGGUGUCUUAUAGACCGGCCAAUUCGGAACGUGACAGUCAAGCUUCCCAACUUCCCCCCGCCUCUGUGUAUUCAUGCAUUGGAUUGGAGUGUUGAUUUGGUAUUUAUCUAUGCACUUGUGUCUGUGAUUUUUAAUCUGUGAUAGAUUUUUGAGUUUUGAUUUUGUUAUGAUGGGUCAUGGUGGGGACUCUGGCAUGAAGGCCAGUUUUGAGCAUGCAAGAGAUUGCAUGGAGACUCUGGGCAAUGAUAAUCCCAGCUGCAAUGUUUUGGAGAACAUGAGUAAGCUUCAAUCUCAAUCUCAAUCUGAAUCUCUAUCCCCUGAGGAGUCGAUGAUGGGGGACACUGAUUGUGAGGUGGUUAGAGAGAAUUCGGUGGUAGUUUCCAAGUCCAGAAGCUUUGGUCCUGCUGCUUCGGAGCUUGGUUUUGAGGCAGGGAAUUCUGUGGCAGUUUCUAAUUCCAUCAACAAGAAUAGCAGCAGUAGCCAGUGCCAUGCCUGUAGAUUCUGCCAUCGAGUCUUUAGCUCAGGGAGGGCUCUGGGCGGCCAUGUGAGAGUGCAUGGGACUAGUAGGUCUAAUGGGGAAUCAUCUAGCAGUGGAAUUGUUUCUAGGGGUGGCCGUUUAUCAACAGAUACCUGGAUGAAGAAAUCCAAGGUACCCACAAGUAGAUCCAAUGGGAAUUCCAACUGGGUCGGAACUGGUAGUAUUGAAGAGGAAGGAGAAGAAGCAGAGGAGGAGGAAGAGGAGUACAGAGUGUUGAAAAAUAUGAAUAUGGAUGUUGAACAGGAGGAAUUGAGUGAUCACAAGAUGGUGUCUCUGUACACACUGAGAAGGAAUCCCAAGCGGAGUAGGAGGCUGACAGACGAGGAGUUCAGUAUAGAUUUGAGUACCAAGAACAACAGAGCCUGUGUUGAGUGUGGGAAGGAGUUUUCCUCAUCCAAAGCACUGUUUGGUCAUAUGAGGUGCCAUCCUGAAAGGGAAUGGAGGGGAAUUCAGCCUCCGGAUGAUAACACCUACGCUACUGAUGAUGAUAAUGAGGACAAUAUCAAUGGUCAUGGUAUUGAUUUUGCUGCUGCUGCUGCUUUAAGUGGUGUUUCCCCAUUGUGCUGGCAGAGCUCCCAGAAUUUAGAAGAUCUGGAAGCCAAAGAAGAAGAAGAGGCAGGUUCAGAUGAUGAGAGUGAUGGAGAGAGCAUGAAGUCAAGAGAGGAAGCUUAUGAACCUGCCUCCUGCAGUCUCACCUGGUCUGUCACUGCAAAAAGAGGUAGGAGAAGACCAGUUAGGCUUAUUCAAACUCAACAGGAGGAGGUUGCUGGUGAAGAAGGAAAAGCGGAUGUGGAUAAUAAUAAUACCGAGGAGCUUGAGGGUGAUAAUGACACUGCCCGUUUCCUUGUGAUGCUUGCUUCUAGUGCUAAUAAUACCAAUACUACUAAUAAGGCUAAUAGACCAGUGGAGAGACAGUUGACAGAGGAAUCGGUAUAUCAUUCAAAGACAAGGAAGUGUGAAUAUCAGGAAAGUAGUGAGGAUCUGGAUGCAGGACAAGAGGAUCUGGGCCGGAAGAAGAUGAGGAAGAGGACUGAUAAAAUCAGUAGACCUGUUGGACUGGGUGCUGGCCUGACUGAAACAGCCGGCAAAUAUAAAUGUAACACAUGCAAGAAACUCUUCAAUUCUCAUCAGGCUUUGGGAGGUCACAGAGCAAGUCACAGGAAAGUCAAGGGUUGUUUUGCAAUAACCUAUGUCAAUGAGGAAGUGGAGGAGGUGACAGAGGAAGAAAUUACAGAAGAUGGUAGCAGUCAACUGAUGAUGGAGUAUCACCCAGCUGAUGUGAUUGAUAUGUGUUCUUCACAUGUAAGAGAAGAGGAUAAAAGAGCUAAUCUCAGUAACUUGGCUCAACAACAGAACAUGGAGCUCGCAAUUCCAAUCAAGAAGGCCAAGGGCCAUGAGUGUUCUAUCUGCCACAAGGUGUUCCCAUCAGGUCAAGCUCUUGGUGGGCACAAGAGAUGCCAUUGGACUGGUGAAAGAGUUCCAGAGACAGCAGACAGUGUAAUUUCAACAGAGAAACAACCAAAGCUAUUGCGAGGCCAAGAGAGGGAUAAGAAAGAGCCGCUUUUUGAUCUCAACGAACCAGCACCAGUGGAUGAAGAGGAUUUUGAAGCUGCUUAUGGCAUGAUGGAAGUGGUUCCUGCUUUUGCUAAGAGUGUUAAUCACAGAAUGAAGAUGCUUGAAGCUGUGACAAAUGCUGGCUUUAGGUAUGUAGAGUGUAACAUAUGUGGCUACAAGUUCGCAUCAAUGGAUGAAUUGAGGACUCACCAGAUUACCCAUGCCUUGAUGCCGGCAUCUUGAUCUUUUUUCCACUCUAGAUAAACAAGUGCAUCUGGAGAUUCAAACAUUUUGAGCAUUCGUUCUAUACAGAAAUCUUUUUUCAUAGGCAUAAAUUUGUUUUUGUUAGUUCUUCAAGAGACUAGACUUGAAGACUUCAAGCCCUGAUCUUGAAAUUUGUGGAUUGGUGUCAUCAGCAAACAAUUUCUGAUGGAACACGAUUCGUGUAUAGGCAAACGAAAGCUGACUAUCAUUAUUUAUCAACAAUAAGAUCUCUGAUAUGUUUGUACAGAGUUCUGUACUUGACAUUUUACAAUUCUAUACAUUCCUUACUUGUUCAA